GCUGCCUUGGCGGCAUGGGUGACACUCCUCCGGAUCAUGGGCGACAUGCCAGACGCAGACACAGGAGACACUCUGGUCCUGGCCGGGGAGUCGAUGCCAAUGGUCACAAAAAUCAAACUGGGGUUCACGAACAAAUACACUAAAAAGGACAUUGAGGAUGCCCACAGGCGUUAUAGUGAAUUGUUUAAAGAUCCUGUGAGCUCAGACAGUCGAUCCAUCCCUUUCCUGACUGGUCCAGAAGAGUCAAUGUUAGACAAAGUGCAGCUGAUUUGUGCUAUGGGGAUAUACAAGCCCAGUCUGAGGGAUGAGCUCUACUGUCAGCUGUGCAAACAGCUUUCCAACAACCCGUCAAGGAACAGCACGGUGCGGGGAUGGGUCCUCAUGAUCUUGUUCACCGGCAGCUUUUCACCCACAGAAAAGUUUGCUCCUGUGCUCAGCAACUUUAUAUGCGAUGGGCCAGUGGAGUUUACAGAGAAAGCAGACAGGACACUGCGGAGGACGUGCAGUGUUGGCACCAGGGGAUACCCUCCCAGCUGGUUGGAGUUUCAAUCUGCAAAGAACGGUAAACCUCUUCUGGUUCCCAUCACACUGAUGAAUGGCAACCGGCUGCUGUGCGAGGUUGAUUCUGCCACAACAGUUGUUGAACUCAUCCGAAACAUCAGCGAGCGGCUCGGUCUUGCCGACACCAUUGGCUACUCAUUGUAUGUGUCUCUACAAUCAAAAAUCUCCUGCCUUGGAAAUGGUCAGCAUCGAGUCUUGGAUGCAAUCUCUGAGUGUGAACAGCAUACCAAAUUGAUGGGUAUACGAGAAAGCAAUGCCCUCUGGCGGCUGUUCUUUCGCAGAGAACUGUUCACCCCAUGGUAUGUCCCAGGAUGGGAUCCUGUGUGCACGGACCUCAUGUAUCACCAGGUGAAACGGGGUCUCACCCUCGGAGAGUACAGAUUGGAAAAGGAGGAAGCGCUUGUGGAGCUCCUCACAAAAUUCUACUACGUGGAAAAUCCUCAAGACCCAGACUUUUCGAAGCUUUCUUCCUUCAUCACAGACUUUGUCCCUCAGAAUGAACUCGAGAAGAAGCCAGAUAACUACUAUGAUGAAAAGGCAAAAGCCAUGUUCAAAACUCUGAAAUUGGGAGUGGGUCGUUCCAUGGAAGCGCAAGUAAAAGCAACGAUUGUGAAAUACGCAAUGGAAAGAUUCUACAUCCUGUUCUCACGGUACUACGACAUCAGCAAGUUUUCUGGUGGUAGUCUGCAGCUACAGGAUGUUGUGCUGGCCUUGAACAACAAAGGGCUUUUUAUCAUAGACCAGCAGGAUUCACUGAAGAUGCAGAUUCCCUUUGCGGAGAUAGUGAACACGAGUAAAGCUAGACAUUCUCUCACUCUUGUUUUGGCAAGCAUGGAUGAGUAUACUUUGAGCUCACCUAGUGCUGAGGUGCUGUAUCUUCAAAUCACAACAUUCCUUGAGGAGCUGAAGAAGAAGUCAAUGUGUGCUGUGGCUGUUCAGGCCCUCACCCCCUUAGAUGGUCCGGAUGGAAUGAACAUUGUAAAAGGAGAUGUGUUGCAGCUCCGCCAGAGUGUGGGAGAUCUGAAAGGCUCUGAGAUGGUCAGUGUGACGAGUCAGCGCACCGGGAAGGCCAGUGAGGUGCCCAGAAAUGUUCUGUACAUUGUGCCCGUUGCUGGGGAUCUGAAAGCUGAGAUACUGGCAACACUGACCUCUCAGAUACGCAAAGACGCCAGCCGGUUUGUGAAGGAUGAUAGACAGCCCCGGCAAACGCUGCAGCAGUAUGCAAAGUCAUAUUUUAGACCUACCACUGAGAGUACUGUCACCAAACUCCUUAGCAAAGCAUCCUUCAAGAGAGACAAGAACGAUGCACUGUGGAGUUACAGCAAAGACGGCCUCAAAAAGCCUUUGCUGAAGCGUACCUGCCACCGAGACGAUACUCGCAAACUGGCUUGCCAUGCUUUUGCUUGCCUUCAGUCUUAUAUGAUGAACCUGGUCAUCAAUGAUGAAAUGGCAAACUACAACCUGUGUAAAGACUGGAUUCUGGAGCCUGCAAGAAGAAAUAAAUACAUGAGGGAUGAAAUCUACUGCCAAGUCAUCAAGCAAGUAACAAACAAUCCAGACAAAAACAAUGAAGACCGCGGCUGGGUGCUGUUGACACUAUUGACGUCAUUGUGCCAGCCAAGCAACGAACUGAUUGACCACUUACUGACCAUCAUCCGCUCCGCCCAACACCCCCUAGCCCAUCGUUGUGAGGUCAACUUGAAGUUAAACAGAAAGAAAGGCGCAUGUCGUCUGUACCCUUCCCAUGUACAAGAGCAUGAGAUGGUCCUCCACCAGCAGCCGAACGUACGGGUACAAGUGUGCUUGCCAAAUCAGAGUGUUCAGACCAUUGAGGUGACGAGUGGUACAAGAAUAUUUGACAUCAAAAAGGAAAUUGCAGCAAGGUUGAAGCUGAGGACAUUCUCAGAGUACAGUCUGUUUUUCACUGCCAAUGACAAAGUCCAUUGCCUGUCGGACAGACUGUACUAUUUUGACUGCCUUACCCACUCUGAGAUUUUCUGGUUUAACAGCAAGAGAAGAAACAGUUUAUCCCCUGGAAAGACUGGACAAACCCCAUUGCUCGUCAUGUUGAAAAAAAUUUGGGUCAAUGGGCAACCUGGCGUGGAUCCUAUGGCUGACCAGACAUUUCACUUUCCUCAAGAAUCUCCAAACUACCUACGGGGGUAUCACAAAGUGUCAGAUAGUGUUGUUCCAAAGCUAGCUGCUCUUUCAUACAGAGCUCAGCAUGGGAAAGAUGAAAGCAAGCUUACAGAUCUCAGUAAAAUUGAACAGAUCAUCCUGCCAAAAGGAUUCCUUGAAGGGAAAGAUGCCAAAGCUAUUCAAGAAGAAAUUCAGCAAGAGUACAGCAGUCAGAACAUGAACUCAGAACAAGCCAAGACAGCUUUCUUACAGAUCCUGAGCAAGAUUUCAACAUAUGGCUCUGUAUUCUUUGAAGUCAAACAACGGCAUAUGACGACCCUGCCCAAGUCCUGCCUGGUUGCCAUCAACUAUUCUGGUGUUCACCUUAUCAAUGGGACAACAAAGGAUGUUAUCAAGAGCUAUGAGUUCCAGUCUAUACCAAACUGGGCGUAUGAUGAGAGCUCCUUCACAUUCAUUGUGACAGAGGGCAUUGCUACAGCAAAGUUGCUCGUGGAAACUCAUGUGGGUCACAACAUUGACGAUUUACUGAUGUCCUAUGUUGCCUGGCUCAUGAAUUAUCAGAUGAGGAAGAAACACGGAUACCUUGGAGAAAUGUCAGGAGAGAGUAUUUGCUGAAUAUACUCACAGAGUUGUGAGCCCUAACUGGUCAAAAGCUCCAACUGGUUGCAACAUAGGCGUGGAGAUAGAAAUCCAUGUUAUUCUCAGACUGAUUGCGACUCUAGAAUGAGAAAGGUCCAGUCAAGUCCCUCUCAUCAAGCUCCUGAUUGACUAUGGAAGACUUCGAUGUCUGUAAGAUGGUUACUGAAGAAUUGACUUCAAAAUGAAGUUGGAAUGAGCUUGAUGUGCUACUGGGUAUAUAUCACAUAGCUAUGAAUUCGUUCUUUAGCGAGAGUAUUUGGGAAUUUUCCAUUUUACCUUAUCGACCACAUUCUACUUUGUAUGGAAUGGAAUGCACUAUACAGGAAUAUUGGUCUGGUAUAUUAUGCAAAUUUGCCCAUAUGACUAUUUGUACUCACCAGAUACUCAUAUAUUAUAUCUAUAAAUGCUGCUACUACCAGUAGCUAAAUACUUUUUCAGAAAAAAGGACUAUUCAUGUCUCAUGUUUCAUUCAAAUUGCUGCUUUUUUUUUUAAAACAAAGAUGAGAACAAAAUCAAAAAUAUAACCCUUGUGUGUGAAAUGUUCAGAAAGAAUUAAAAAAGAAAUUUUAAUCAAUCUUAUUUUGGAUGCAGAAAAUACAGUUGCUUUGAAAUUUGUUGUCCUAAAGAAUAUAAUAUGUACACAUAUUGAUGCUUAAUAAGUUGAUUCCUGUCCAGUGACAAAGGGAGUGGCGGGUUGGAUAUGUUGUUAUAGCUUCACAUAAGCCCAAAGUUUGCUAAGUACCUUUAAUUGUUCAGACAUACGGUUGGAUCUUUACCCAAAUAGCCUUGCAGAUAACAUAAAAUUUGUAAUAGUAAUCGCCUUCCACAAAACAAUUCAAAAGUGUUGUAUAACUGUUUCUAGCUUGCCCUAACAGUAACAGUUUACAACAGUACUGGUAAUGGACAUUACAACUGGUCAUGGGUGACCAAAGUUCUUUGUAUGGAAUUUUUAGGAGUUGAUAAAAUGUGCACAUACAGUGCAAUAGUUCUUAUGUUAAAGUUUAAAAA
Aplysia californica (California sea hare) is the source of this 4347-nucleotide messenger RNA. RefSeq names its product myosin-VIIa. The record is from RefSeq and is a predicted model, not a curated record. Gene Ontology annotation, cellular component: cytoskeleton. Lineage: Eukaryota; Metazoa; Mollusca; Gastropoda; Aplysiida; Aplysiidae.